UAUUUCAAUGGGACAACCUUAUUAGUCAUUUUAAACAAACAAAAAAUAAAAAUGUAUUUGUAGAUUUAUGGCGACCUAUAAUUUAAAAAUAAAAUAAAAAUAACUAGCCCUCUCAAUAAUUUAAGGAAAACAAAAAACAUGCCAAUGGGUCAUAUAGAAGACAUAUAUAAAGCCACCAAUUUGCAAAAAAGUUUGGUCCACUUUUAUGGCUUUCUCAGCUGUAUAAACACCCCCUUGUCAUCCAACCUCCACCAUUAUCUCACCCUCUUUGAGCUCUAGAAAAAGAAAUUGACCAUGCAGCCACAUUAUGAUAGCUCAAGUCUUAACAACAUGCAACAACAAGACUACUUCCACUUAAACCAUUACUACAACAACUUAAACCCUUCCAACAACAAUCUCAAUCUUAUCCCAUACCCUCAAUUUCAAGAACUUAAACUACAAUCUCCUGCAAGCAACAACUCUACCACGUCCGAUGAAGCAACUGAAAAUAUAUUCGUCAUCAACGAGAGAAAGCAAAGACGUAUGGUAUCUAACAGAGAAUCAGCAAGAAGGUCAAGAAUGAGAAAGCAAAGACACUUAGAUGAGCUUCUCUCGCAGGUUGCUUGGCUUAGAAGUGAGAACCACCAGCUAUUGGAGAAGCUUAACCAAGCCUCGAAUAGCAAUGAUCUUGUUCUGCAAGAGAACUUGAGUCUUAAAGAGAAAAACUUGGCGCUUCAUCAAGUUAUCACAUCCAUGAAGAAGGUUAAAGGAGCAGGAGAAAGCAGAAGCAUCAGUGGCAGAUACUCUUCUUCUUCCUUGGAUCAAGAUUUCUCUUCUAUUACAGAUGGAACUCAUCAGCCAUCAUGAGUUGUUUAUUCUGAUCCAACUUUUUUAAUUCUGCCUCUAGUCGAUAUCUGUUUUCUUUGUUAUCCGUCAAAUUACGGCCCAUAUAUAUCUUUUCAGCCGUAAGCAAAAGCGGACUUUUAUGUAUCGUUUCUCUGGGCUAGACUUAGGUCUAGCACCGUAUCAAACACUAUUUUUCUACACGGUUUA
Messenger RNA from Brassica napus (rape), 1032 nucleotides. Its product is annotated as basic leucine zipper 43-like. Gene Ontology annotation, molecular function: DNA-binding transcription factor activity. Gene Ontology annotation, biological process: regulation of DNA-templated transcription. The coding region runs from base 295 to 846 and encodes 183 amino acids. NCBI's taxonomy places the organism in Eukaryota, Viridiplantae, Streptophyta, Magnoliopsida, Brassicales, Brassicaceae. The record is from RefSeq and is a predicted model, not a curated record. The transcript has a single exon.